This is a messenger RNA of Capsicum annuum, 1704 nucleotides long. Its product is annotated as gallate 1-beta-glucosyltransferase 84A23. The record is from RefSeq and is a predicted model, not a curated record. Gene Ontology annotation, molecular function: UDP-glycosyltransferase activity. The transcript has a single exon. The coding region runs from base 78 to 1547 and encodes 489 amino acids. Lineage: Eukaryota; Viridiplantae; Streptophyta; Magnoliopsida; Solanales; Solanaceae.
CUACUACUUUGUGAACUCAGAAAUAUUUCUAGUUAUUAAAUUCCAAGAAACAUUCUGCAAAUAUACAGAAAAGUUUUAUGGGCUCUCAAGAUGAAAUGCCACCAAUUCAUGUCUUUAUGGUCUCAUUUCCAGGCCAAGGACAUGUCAAUCCCCUUCUUCGACUUGGCAAACGCCUAGCAACCAAGGGUAGUCUUGUCACAUUUUCCACACCUGAAAGUUAUGGUGCUCUAAUGAAAAAAGCUAACAAAAAUUUAAGCGAUGAGCCUACACGUUAUGGUUCAGGUAUGAUAAGAUUUCAAUUCAUAGAUGAUGCAUGGGAUUAUUCGAAGCCCGAGGGAGCCAACCUCGGGCUUUACAUGCAGCAUCUAGAGUUAGUGGGUAAAAAACUCCUUCCUCAAAUGAUUGAGGAUAACGAGAAACAGGGUCGCCCUGUUUCUUGUUUUAUCAACAAUCCCUUUAUUCCUUGGGUUUCAGAUGUUGCUGAAACCCUCGGAAUUCCUAGUGCUGUCCUUUGGGUUCAAUCAGCUGCGAGCUUUUCUUGUUACUACCAUUAUCUGAAUAAAUUAGCUCCUUUUCCCACUGGAACAAAUCCCGAGCUACAAGUUCAACUUCCAGGUAUGCCCUUACUCAAACAUGACGAAAUUCCUAGUUUUUUGCAUCCUGCUUCUCCGUACACUAUGUUGAAGAAUGCUAUUUUGGGUCAAUUUGAAAAACUGUCUACUCCAUUUUGUAUACUAAUGGAUACAUUUCAAGAACUUGAACUCGAGCUCGUUGAUCACCUCUCCAAAAUUUGUCCAAUUAAAACUAUUGGUCCAUUAUUCAAGCAUCCUAAAUUAAUUCCCCCAGAUGAAGACGAAGAUAUUCGCGGCGAUUUGUUAACAGCUGAUAGUGGCAUAAUGCAAUGGCUCGAUUCAAAAUCAUCAUCCUCUGUUGUAUACAUUUCGUUUGGGAGCAUAGUCAUAUUGAAACAGGAACAAGUUGAUGAAUUAGCCUAUGGUUUGUUAAAUUCAGGGGUGAAUUUCUUAUGGGUAAUAAAAGAACCAUCCACCGGGACAGGUUUUUUACCAGUAAAAUUACCUGAUGGAUUUUUGGACAAAGCUGGUGACAAGGCCAAAAUUGUCCAAUGGUGUGCACAAGAACAAGUUUUAGCACACCCAUCAUUGGCGUGUUUUUUAACUCACUGUGGAUGGAAUUCGACUAUGGAAGCAAUAUCAAUUGGUACGCCAAUUAUUGCGUUUCCUCAAUGGGGUGAUCAAGUACUCGAUGCUAAGUACUUAGUGGACGUGUUUAACGUUGGGAUUCAAUUGUGUAGAGGUGAAAAUGAAAAUAGAAUUAUUCCUCGUGAAGAAGUGGAGAAAUGCGUAAGGGAGGCGAUGAGCGGAGCAAAGGCGGUAGAGAUGAAACAAAAUGCGUUGAAGUGGAAGAAAGCGGCGGAGGAUGCGGUGGCUGAAGGUGGCUCCUCCCAGCAGAAUUUGCAGGCGUUCAUCGAUGAGAUUGUCACAAAGUGUACUACUGAUGAAAAGUUGAAGAAAACUAGCUUGCAAUAAAUGUUUCUUCUUUUGUCCAAGUGUAAAAAACCUUUCUCGUCAGACAUGUUUAGAUCGACUCAUAUAAAUUUUUUAUAAUUAAGUGAUUUAAUAAGAUUGGAGUAUAUACAUUAGUUAUCAUUGUAAAACAUUCAAUGAAAAUUUAUGUGCCUCACCA